Messenger RNA from Hemibagrus wyckioides, 1673 nucleotides. It is a transcript of the gene dnajc19, whose product is annotated as DnaJ (Hsp40) homolog, subfamily C, member 19. The record is from RefSeq and is a predicted model, not a curated record. Bases 154 to 504 code for a protein of 116 amino acids. Lineage: Eukaryota; Metazoa; Chordata; Actinopteri; Siluriformes; Bagridae. The transcript has 7 exons. Gene Ontology annotation, biological process: protein import into mitochondrial matrix. Gene Ontology annotation, molecular function: ATPase activator activity. Gene Ontology annotation, cellular component: PAM complex, Tim23 associated import motor.
AUAUGUACAUUGCGACAUCACGUCCCGUUUUUUGGCAGAUUCGAAGUCCCUCUUCCAAAACAUGAACAUGAGUUUCUGACAUUGUGUGUGAAAAUAGGUUAUUAAUGUUAUGCUUAAAGACGUGAGGACUAAAAGGACAUUAUUAGGGGAACAAUGGCCAGCACCAUGGUGGCUGUGGGUCUCACCCUCGCUGCAGCAGGAUUUGCAGGUCGGUACGCCAUGCAGGCCGUGAAACAGAUGGAACCCCAGGUGAAGCAAGCUCUCCAGUCUUUUCCUAAAUCUACGUUUGGAAGCGGUUACUACAGAGGAGGAUUCGAACCCAAGAUGACAAAGAGAGAAGCAUCUCUCAUCCUAGGAGUCAGUCCCACCGCCAACAAAAAUAAGAUCAGAGAGACACACAGGAAGCUAAUGGUCUUAAAUCAUCCUGACCGAGGUGGAUCUCCAUACAUCGCAGCAAAAAUAAAUGAAGCGAAAGAUUUACUGGAUGGACAAGCCAAGAAAUAGUUUAAUACACACUCAGUCUCGUGGUGUUCUCUGCCUGCUGUGAGAUUCAGCACGUGAUAUGUAAUCAGCCACAGUGACUGCAAAGAAAAACAUCACAUUAAAACUCUAGUUUUGUUAGUGCUAUUUUAUGUAACUGUUUUAUUUUCCGGCAUGUUCCAUGCUGUAACAUACAGAGAAGAGAAGGUUUGGUAGUUAGGAAAACCCUGAUGUGCCAAAAAAUGAUACAUGCUGGACAAGGAAUUAGCAUUGCCUAGGAAUUAACAUGCCUAAUUAACAUUAGUACUGAAAAAUACAGAAAUACCACAGUGUUGAUGAUUUAAAGAUGUUGGUUAAUUUUCUAUAACACAUAAAAUUUUAUAAUCAUUGAUAUGAUUAAGAUUUCUGUAUGGAUAUACACCAAUCAGGCAUUACAUUAUGACCAUCUGCGUAAUAUUGUGUCGGUCCCUGUUUUUGCUGCCAAAACUGCUCAUGGACUCCACUAGAUCCCUGAAGGUGUGCUGUGGUAUCUGGCACCAAGAUGUUAGCAGCAGAUCCUUUAAGUCCUGAAAGUUCCGACUUACAGGACUUAAGGGAUACUUUUAAUAGAUUCUGACCACUGCAGACCAGGAACAUCCCAUAAGAGCUUAUGGAGACACUCUGAUCCUGUCGUCUAGCUAUAACAAUUUAGCCCUUGUCAAACUCUCUCAAAUCCUUACGCUUGCCCAUUUUUCCUGCUUCUAACACAUCAACUUUGAGGACAAAAUGUUCACUUGCUGCCUAAUAUAUCCCACCCACUAACAGGUGCCAUGAUGAGGAGAUAAUCACUGUUAUUCACUUCACCUCUCAGUGUUCAUAAUGUUAUGCCUGAUCGGUGUACUUGUUUAACAUUUAUGGAAGGAGUCUCCAGUGUCUGCUCUUGACAGAGAUAAAGCUGUAAAGUUUUCCGACAUCUUCUUUUGUUGCAACACGACAAGCUGCAUUUUAUAUUUUUUUCUUAUUAACUUCAGCAAGAAAACCAAAGAAAUGACAGGAACUGACUUGUUUUGUGGAUGCUCCACAGCAUUUAAAGUAACAAUACAUUUUUUUUUUAAAAAGUGUGAUGUUUUGUUCUUUAACAAAUACAAAUUGUAAUCAUUUGUAAAUUGCUGUUGUAUAAGAGGAAUAAAUGACACUUAUUAUUACUUAUUAGU